AAAGCACAGCACCCAACACUGUGAAGAAGAGGCAAGAGCAGCAGCCUGUCAUUUUGGUCGAUUUGAUUCAUCAUCGCCUUUUGGGUAGAGGAAAAAGUUGAAAUUCCCGGAGCACAUCACAACAUUUUCGGGCCGCGAAAUUAGGCACCCUUGCCGUGUAGUGUGUCGCCAAGAUUGAGCCAAGCGUUGUGCGAGUGCGAGAAAAUCGGAAGCGUGUGCGUGUGAAAGUAAUUCUGUGCGAAACGGUAAUUUACACUUUGCAUCAUUUCCGCAUACAAAGGGAGCAGCAAAACGUCAAUUUUGUGGAAACAAAAGAGGGCGAGAAAGUACCCAACACUGAAGCAGAAAAGCAAAAAAAAAACACAAAUCCUUCCCUCAACAUAUCCCGCCCAGUGGGUCCUAGGCGAAGAAAGUGAUCCGUGUGCGUGUGUGUGUGUGUGUGUGUCUUGUCUCGCUCGGUGCAGUGAUAAGCGGGCGACGCCAGAGCUGAACAAUUCCCACACUCGAACCUCCAUUCGGGGUCUGUGCUUAUUGGCCGUGGACGUCGUGGCACUGCAGGGAAGAAAAGGAACAGCGAACAACAGCGACAGCGAUCCGCGGACCAGCAACAUCCGCCACGCUACAAACAUGAGUCUGUUCGGAACGACGUCCACACUCAACGCCGAUAUAGAGAAAACAACAAGCGAAAACAAUACGACGGAAAAUUGGGGCCUCAUACUGGACAUCUGCGACCGGGUAAACAAUGGAUCGGCCACACCGAAGGAUUGCUUAAAAUGCAUCAUCAAACGAUUGAAUUCGCCCAACCCGCACGUGGUUAUGAAAGCAAUAACGCUGCUCGAUGCAUGCGUUAACAACUGUGGCAAACAGUUCCACCUGGAAGUGGCCUCGCGGGAGUUUGAAACGGAGUUUAAGAAGCUGUUGCAGAAAAGUCAACCCAAAGUGACCACGAAGCUAAAACUUACCCUAAAACGUUGGGCCGAGGAUGUGUUCAAGUCGGAUCCGCAGCUCGACCUGAUACCGUCGCUGUACAGGAAGCUGCGUGACGAGGGGCACGACUUUAACGACCCGUCCGCCACACCAAAGCGCGAAACGACGCUCAGCAAAGACCCGAACGUCGUGUCUAGUCAGCAGGAGGAGGACGACAUUGCGAAAGCGAUCGAACUGUCGCUGAAGGAAGUCAAAAACACGCAAUCUCCGAAGAUGAUGUCAUCGUCCGGAACGAGUGCUUCAUCUUUAUAUCCUUCCGCUUUGUUAUCUACUGCACCAGCGGCAGAACCGAGGAAGGUUCGAGCGCUGUACGAUUUUGAGGCAGCCGAAGACAAUGAGCUAACGUUCCAGGCCGGCGAAAUCAUCAUGGUGCUGGACGAUUCCGAUCCGAACUGGUGGAAGGGUCAGAACCAGCGCGGGGAGGGUCUUUUCCCAUCCAACUUUGUCACCGCCGACCUGUCCGUCGAGCCGGAAUCGCUGGCGGCGUCCGGCAAGGGCGCGAAAAAGAGUGUCCAGUUUUCGGACGAGCAAAAGCAGGACGGCGCCAAGGACGGGCAGCAGAAGCAUCUGCUGCAGCCGGCGACGGUGGAAAUCAACGAGGAAAAGAUUGACCGGCUGCUGCAUCUGAUACACGAGGCCGAUCCGGAGGAUCCGUCGCAAGACACGGAGGAGAUGCUCCAGCUCGAGCAGCUGGUCAACCAGAUGGGCCCGAUGAUCGAUGCCGAGCUGGAGCGGGUCGAUCGCAAGCACGCCCAGCUGACGCAGUCGAGCAGCGAUCUGGUGGACGCGAUCAAUCUCUACCACAACCUGAUGCGCGAACCGGACCGUUCGGCGAUGAUGUCGAUGGGUGGGCCGGUGCCGGCCGGUGGUGCGUACGGUACGCCCGGCGGCUACCCGGGCAGCUCGAUGAACCCGAUGUACGGUAUGCCGGCAAUGUACCAGAGCCUGCCGGGUGUGGGAAUGUACCCGAUGGGACCUUCGCAACCGCCGUCAAUGCCGGGGUACGGUAUGACCCAUCUACGGCACGACAUGACGCAGAUGAACGUUGGCACGAUGCCACAGUUUCCUACGCCAGCGCAGCAGCCGCCACCGCAGCAAGCUGGCAUGCAUCAUCUUUCUCACCAACAUCAUCAGCCUCACCCCAUGCAGACCGUGGCGCAGAACGGUCCCACCACCAAUGGAAUGCUUUCGCAGGGCGCACCACCAACCACGUCGUUGGCUGGAGUUGGCAACCAGCAGCAGCAGCAGCAGCAGUCCACGACGUCGGUCGCUCCACAGACGAUGCCAAAUAUGCCGAUGCCUCAACAGCAGCAGCUCGGAGGAAUGCCGCAAGGAUUCGCCAAUCCUACGUCACCUCCGCCUGUGGGAAUGUCCGGCGGUCCGCCAUCGCACCAUCAGAUGCAACCGGCACCACCCAAUCCGAAUCAACAGACGCUUCCGCAGAUGCGACCGGGCGGAGGACAGCCUCCCGUCAGCUAUCCGAGUUACGUUCCCCAGCAGCAGCAGCAGCAGCAGCCAGUGUCCCAACAGAUGCCGCAAACCGCCGUCCCGCAGGGAAUGCCGGGCGCUGGUGGACCACCACCACCAUCAGCCCAACCGAAUGCGAACCAUCAUCCCAACCAGCAGCAGAUGAGCAUGCCACAGGCCCACUAUCCUCCCACAUCUGGCGCACCAACUCACCAUCAUCCGCAGCAGCAGCAGCAACAACCGCAGCAGCAACAGUUCAUGCCCCAGAUGGGACCACCGCAGAUGGCCAACUUCCCCCCGAUGGGCGCCCCAAUGAACAUGUUCCCGCCCGGUGGGCCCGGUGGAAUCGGAGGACCACUGUCCAUCAACACGAACCACCAGGGACCGCAAAACAUUCCCAUCUACCAGCAGCAGCGGUAAGCUUCGGACGGUCGGAAAACGGGGUAGCGGGGACAGAACCAAGGGAAGGCAUCCGUCCCGAUCGCCCAACAAAAAACGACACAUUUUGACCAAUGCCACUUUUUUUCGGUUCGAUAAUCGGUAUGGGUACAAGGGAGGUGUUUUUGAUGUUCGCCUAGCGGUUUUAGUCGGUAUUCUUUUUAACUGAAACUUUCCCUUUAAAAGCCAUAAACUGAACGUGGGACGAGGAGCAGAAUUGGUUUGUUGUUUUGUUUACCGCUCGAUUUACUCUGCUGGCGGCAGUGUCUGUGUGUAUUCGAAUUGAGUAGAGUUUUGGUUUUAAAUUACGGUUCGGCUUAGAGGCUCUUGGCCUUUCGCAGGGCCAAAAAGGGCUACAAUGCCACAGCAAUGAUAUUCCUUUUGAGAUAACAACAACAAGUCCCCUAGGCACACCCUCCCUCCUCAUCCUCCUCCUUCGUUCACCAAGUGCAAGGGCAUUAGGCAGUGGACGUGAAGCGCGGAUUGGGCAACGCUGUUUGCCGGCAAUAAUAGAAGUAAUGCUGCAUAUAUUACGUUUUUGAAACAGUAUAGCGAUACAACAACAACAAAAAAGGCUUCUGGCAGUGUGAUUAGGCGGAAGGAAGGAAGGGAGAAAUUGAUAGCGGAACCUGUGUUGAAUUAUUAGUAGCAAAACGCACGUGCGUGUGUGUGAGGGCUUAUUUUUUGAACAUUCGCAGAAUCUACAAACCGAUUAGAGGGGGGAGUCCGUUAGCGUUUAAAGCAAAAAAAAAAAGCAAGGAGGGAAGAAUAUAUAGUAGGAUAUGUAUUUAUAUACGAUAUCAUGAGGCGGCCGGCCGUUCGGUAUGGUGGGGAGGCGUAUUUGUUAUCUACCCGCGUGGCUGUCGCAAAGGAAACCCGGAAGGUUGUUUUGUGGGUGGGUGGGCCCACCGUAAAGGGGUGAACAUUUAUAGAUGGAGGCGAAGAAUUGAUGCAAAACCGAUGAUAGACGAUGCUGUAUAAUAGUUGAGCUACGUACAUACUACACACAACCUACACAUUGAAAAAUAAAUAUACUAAAUUAAUAA
Anopheles arabiensis is the source of this 3938-nucleotide messenger RNA. It is a transcript of the gene Stam, whose product is annotated as signal transducing adapter molecule 2. The coding region runs from base 628 to 2874 and encodes 748 amino acids. NCBI's taxonomy places the organism in Eukaryota, Metazoa, Arthropoda, Insecta, Diptera, Culicidae. Gene Ontology annotation, cellular component: ESCRT-0 complex. The record is from RefSeq and is a predicted model, not a curated record. Gene Ontology annotation, biological process: protein transport to vacuole involved in ubiquitin-dependent protein catabolic process via the multivesicular body sorting pathway. The transcript is spliced from 7 exons. Gene Ontology annotation, molecular function: ubiquitin binding; phosphatidylinositol binding.